AUGGCUCAGAAAUGUGUACACAAAGGCUGUGGGAAGCUCUUCAGUGACCCAGAAGACCCGUGCGUCUAUCACCCGGGCCCACCUGUCUUUCACGAGGGUCAGAAGGGAUGGAAAUGCUGCAAACCGCGAGUGCUCACGUUUGACGAGUUUAUGACAAUUCCUCCCUGCACGACUGGAAAGCAUACGACCGUCGACGAUGCACCCGCCGAAGAUCCGAAACCCAACAACGAAGAAGUCGAAGCGAAAAUCAAAGCCCAGCAAGAAAAGAAAGACACACUCCCUCCGCCCGUUGCCCGAGCACCCGUCGCUGCUUCAACACCACAACCCGCCGCAAGUCCCGCACCCCCUGAAGAGGAAGACGAUGACCCUUCACUUCCUAUUCCCGACAACGCCAGCUGUAAGAGGAAAGGAUGUGGAGUUCAAUACAGAUCAGGACAAAACCGAGACGAGGAGCAAUGCGUACAUCACCCCGGACAAGCUAUCUUCCACGAGGGCAGCAAAGGAUGGACAUGUUGCAAGAGACGCGUGCUGGAGUUUGACGAGUUUAUGAAGAUUCAAGGCUGCAAGACCAAGUCACGGCAUCUCUUCGUGGGCAAAAAGAAGGACGCAGAUGCGGAGGAGCUGGUGAAUGAGGUCCGGAACGACUUUUAUCAAACGGCCACAACAGUGAUUGCAUCCUUAUACUUGAAGAAGAUCGACAAGGACCGAUCAAAAGUGGAGUUCUCGGAGGAUGGAAAGGCGGUGGAAUUGGAUCUGGUGACGAGCGAUAAGAAGCGAUACCAGACGACAAUGCUGCUGUUUGGUCCCAUCGAUUUGAAGGAGAGCAAGUUCAAGAUUAUGGGUACAAAGCUGGAACUUACCUUGGCGAAGGCGAGUACAGCGGGCUGGCCGGUGUUGCGGGCAACAGAUCCUCAUACUGGAGAGAUCAUCCAGGCUGGCCGUGCGGGGAGGGUGUGA
Zymoseptoria tritici IPO323 is the source of this 957-nucleotide messenger RNA. RefSeq lists its product as uncharacterized. Bases 1 to 957 code for a protein of 318 amino acids. The record is from RefSeq and is a predicted model, not a curated record. The transcript is spliced from 3 exons. NCBI's taxonomy places the organism in Eukaryota, Fungi, Ascomycota, Dothideomycetes, Mycosphaerellales, Mycosphaerellaceae.